UUUCCGCUCCCAGAGUUCCCGCCCGCGAUUCAAACAGGAGAAAUGGCGCGGGCGUCUGUGUUGGUGGUCCCUUCCCCUCCGAGGGACGUGGAGACAGUGGCCGGGGCGGACGACGGGGCUUCGGUCGCCGCCACCUCCCGAGAGGACUUCCGGGUGCGCUGCACCUCGAAGCGGGCCGUGACGGAAAUGCUAGAACUGUGUGGCCGCGUUGUGGAAAAGCUUGGGGACGCGCUGCCAGAGGAGAUUCGGGAGCCUGCGCUGCGAGAUGUGCAGUGGACCUUUGAAUCAGCUGUGCAAGAGAAUGUCAGCAUUAAUGGGCAAGCAUGGCAGGAAGCUUCAGAUAGUUUUAUGGAUUCUGAUAUCAAAGUACUUGAAGAUCAGUUUGAUGAAAUCAUAGUAGAUAUAGCCACAAAACGUAAGCAGUAUCCCAGAAAGAUCCUUGAAUGUGUCAUCAAAACCAUAAAAGCGAAACAAGAAGUUCUGAAGCAGUACCACCCUGUUGUACAUCCAUUGGACCUAAAAUAUGACCCUGAUCCAGCCUCUCGUGUGGAAAAUUUGAAAUGCAGAGGAGAAACAAUAGCUAAAGAGAUCAGUGAAGCCAUGAAGUAUUUACCCCAAAACAGCAAGAGUAAGAGAAACACACACUCGUCUUCUGAAGAAACCAAGAGGUAUGUUGCCCAGACCAUAGCAUAUGAAGAAGGAAUGUGUAUGGAGGAAAGAGUAAUGAAUUAGCAGGUCAGAGGAAGAUCAAGUCUAAGUGUCUGCAGAGAGAGACAUUGGUAAGAGAAAUUUGCCAAUUUGCUCCCAGAAUUUCUAGAACACUGAAGAAUGGAGGACACUGCAAAAGUCUGAGAUGAGAUAGAGGAACCUAAAAAUGAGAUCAUGUCCCCCCUCCACUCACUGUCAGUAAUUGCCUCUGCCAAAGGAACUUACUUUCUGGAGAAAAUUGAAAUAAAGAGUCCCUGGACAGUAAGGGUGAAACUCAGGGGGGAAAAAAAAGGUCAGAAUAAAAUGUUCCAUUGGAAUGGUAAGACUUGGAAGUUCCAGAAUACUAGCAGUUUGGCUCAUGUAUCUUAGACAAUCCUGUAGAGAAAUUGAACAACCUAUACAGAUAGUGGUAUUUGGAGAUCCCAAACCACAUGUCCAACUGACCACUCCAGUAACCCUACUGUAGCGCCAUUUAGUGCCUAAGUCCCACUUACCUAGAACUUCCAGAAGCAUUUUUGUAUUUCACUUUCAAAAGUAAGUGGACAUAAUAAAAAACUGGAAGCAACCCAAAUAUCCAUCAGUAGUAGAAUGAAAAAAUAAAUUAUAGCAUAUACUUAUAAUGAAACCCAACACAAUUUUUUUUAAUGAAUUACUGAUAUACACACAACAUGGAUGAAUCUCAAAGACAUUAUGUUGCAUAAAAGAAGCCAGGCACAGAAGAGUGCAUACGGUGUAUGAAAUCAGAAUAGGCAAAACUAAUCUAUGGUGGUUAUGCAUGGGGAGAGGGGAGAUAUUAAUUGGGAAUAACCACUAGGAAUUCUUUUAGGUGAAGGAAAUGUCCUAGAUCUUGCUCUGAGUGUUGUUCACAUGGCUGUAUACAUAUGUGUAACUAUUUAGCUAUACACUUAUUUAUGCAUUUUAUAUAAGUUUUAAAAAAUAAUAAAUAUACAAAUUGAGAUUCACCAGACAUUUGAGGAAAGUCUAAAUGCAGAGACCAAAGACUGAGUCCCAUAAAGGCAGUAAUCUUUGUUCUGAUGUAUCCCAAGCACCUGGAAAAGUACCUGGCAUAUGAUAGUUUCUCAAUGCAUAUUGAUUAACUGAAUGAAUGAAAACAAGAACACAAAAACCAAAGAGAAAAUAGGACCUCAGAAAAGCCAGAGAUAAAUACAAAACAAAGUUCCAGAAUAAUUGCUAUCCUCCCAGAGGUAACAAGAUAUUCCAUUCAUUAAAAAAAAAAAAAAAAAAAAGUUCUCAAUAUUCCAUUCAUUUAAAAAAAAUUCUUGAAAAUUAAAGGUGUAAAAGUUGAAAGAAUUUCGGUGUGAAGGCUGGAAGAUAAUAAUGAAAUUUUCCCAAAAGUAGAACCAGAUUAAGAGAUGACAAUUUAGAAAAAAUAA
This is a messenger RNA of Acinonyx jubatus (cheetah), 2102 nucleotides long. RefSeq names its product NSL1 component of MIS12 kinetochore complex (gene NSL1). NCBI's taxonomy places the organism in Eukaryota, Metazoa, Chordata, Mammalia, Carnivora, Felidae. The record is from RefSeq and is a predicted model, not a curated record. The transcript is spliced from 6 exons. The coding region runs from base 43 to 732 and encodes 229 amino acids. Gene Ontology annotation, biological process: mitotic sister chromatid segregation. Gene Ontology annotation, cellular component: MIS12/MIND type complex; kinetochore.